Messenger RNA from Eurypyga helias (sunbittern), 997 nucleotides. RefSeq names its product E3 ubiquitin-protein ligase ZNRF2-like. The transcript has 4 exons. The record is from RefSeq and is a predicted model, not a curated record. The annotation marks the transcript as partial. Lineage: Eukaryota; Metazoa; Chordata; Aves; Eurypygiformes; Eurypygidae.
AACAGUUUUUUGGCUUGAAUAUACAUAUUUGCAACGUGGUUGGGUGUAUUCACGCUUACAUAUUUUUAUUUCCCAUAGGAUUCAAGUGCCCUGUAUGUUCAAAAUUUGUAUCUUCUGAUGAAAUGGACUUACAUCUUGUGAUGUGUUUGACAAAACCAAGGAUAACCUACAAUGAGGAUGUGCUGAGUAAAGAUGCUGGGGAGUGUGCAAUAUGCCUGGAAGAGCUGCAGCAAGGAGAUACUAUAGCACGGCUGCCUUGCCUCUGCAUAUAUCAUAAAGGCUGCAUAGAUGAAUGGUUUGAAGUGAACAGAUCUUGCCCCGAGCAUCCAUCAGAUUAAGACGAGAUUCAUGUUUUCAGCUGCUUCCCCUGGUCAGAAGACAGGAGGUGUGAGGUCCCCGUGCUGAACACGGCGUGCCUGGCUUGAGACUUGACAGUUCUUCGUGGCUGAAGAAGGCAGAGGUGGACGGUGACAUGGCAAAGGCGUUGCGGACACCGGUUCCUUGCCAGCUGCGCUCGCUAUACCAAACCCUCACGCAAAGGACCACGCAGGGAUUUUGAAAAUGCUGCACAUCCUGUAACAAUCGACUCCCCACAGACGUUACUGACGCUAUUUUCUAUCGAAGGCCAAAGUUCCCGAUUUCAGCCUAACUUCUGGUUCUGUGAAGAAGCGGGUUAUUGGACAUGUUUCCUACUGCCUCAAGUGGAAGCGGACACGUUCGAUACGUGCUAUCUGAGACCCUUCCAGGAGGAUGGCCCCGGUUUUCAGUGGGAGCGUUCUCACCUUCGCGUUGGCUGAAGAAGAGUAAAUGGCAAACUAAAUAUAAUCUAACAGUGUGACCUUAAUUUACUGAAUUCACACCCUGUUUUGCGUUCUUCACUUUUUUUCAAGAACAGAAAACAUAAACUUCUCUGCAUAGGAAUACUGUAUUUCAAAAUUUUCUAACUAAACCUUUGUCACAAUGCAGUCCAAAGAGUAAAACCAAGACAGGUUACUAA